Messenger RNA from Cadophora gregata, 3872 nucleotides. RefSeq lists its product as uncharacterized. The record is from RefSeq and is a predicted model, not a curated record. Gene Ontology annotation, cellular component: mitochondrial membrane. The transcript has 5 exons. Lineage: Eukaryota; Fungi; Ascomycota; Leotiomycetes; Helotiales; Ploettnerulaceae. The coding region runs from base 141 to 2597 and encodes 818 amino acids.
GAGGCAUCUCAAUAAUGCAUUAACGCGAUCAACAACAUUCAAUGCUUUCACCACAGGCACCUGCCAUGACCCUGCUGCCAUAGUCAACAACUCAAAAUCCCAUAUAUGUGUUGGCAAUUUGAAUCAGGAGAGCAUACACAAUGGCAGAUUCACGAAACGCCUCUGGUCCGCGAACCUCGGCCCCAGAUCUAGAGAUUCUGGGAGAUCAAGUUACGCUCCAUCCAAGCGGCUAUAUCGAGCCACCAGAGUUGCAAAAGGAUGCGGAUAAGGAGCGGAAUCUGGUGGAGAAUAUGGCCAGAUUUAGGUCUAGUCCUUUGGAAUUCCUCAGAGAGGUCUCCCUUCAUGUCUCUGGCACUGGUUGGCGGGCCUAUGAUAACUUCAUUGGACAACCUAUAUUUUACAAUGGGUUUUCUGAGUCUAUGUCACAAGCGGUUCUUGCUACACCCAUCUUGCAGAAACGAAUCGCCGAAUUAGCGGAGAAGAGGGUUGCGGUAGAGGAGAAAGAGGGGCUGUUGAAUAAAGAUGAUCCGCUGUACGCAGGAAAACGAACGCAGCGGAAGAUGGUUAUUGAGCAGAGUUUACAAGAGCUAAGCGAGAAAUGGACUGGGGAGAUGAUAUGCAAAAUGGAGAGCAAACCGUUCAUUCGAGGGGCGUAUUAUAUGUGUACACAGUUGUUAACGAGAGCCUACCAUCAAGGCAUUCAUGUCUCAAGCGAAGAGGUCAUUCGAUUACGGACGGUUGCUGAGAAGGCCGAGAAGAACAAGCAGAGUAUUAUUUUCUUGCCUUGCCAUCGAUCACAUGUGGACUAUGUGUCCCUUCAAUUAAUUUGCUACCGUCUGGGUCUUGGGCUACCAACUGUCGUUUCUGGCGAUAACUUGAACUUCCCAGUCGUGGGGAGCUUUUUGCAGCAUGCUGGAGCAAUGUGGAUACGACGCAGUUUCGGAGACGAUAUCCUCUACACAACACUCGUCCAAUCGUAUAUUGAUACACUUCUUCAAGGUGGCUUCAAUUUCGAGUGUUUCAUCGAAGGAGGUCGAUCCAGGACUGGAAAGCUUUUACCACCAAAGUUCGGUAUACUGAGCUUCAUCCUGGAUAGUAUUCUUUCUGGUCGGGUGGAAGAUGCCAUCAUUUGCCCUGUCAGUACACAAUACGAUAAAGUCAUAGAAACAGAGGGGUACAUCAAUGAGCUUUUGGGCACGCCCAAGAAGAAAGAGAACUUGGCAGACUUUUUGUCCGCAUCCUCGGUACUAUCCCUGAAGCUGGGACGUGUGGACGUCCGAUUCCAUGAACCUUGGAGUUUGCGUCAAUUUGUCCAGGACCAGCAGGGUCGAACCACAGGCAUUCCUAAGGGAGUAGAUAUGAGUAGCACUAUUGACCCUGCUACAAGGCAGAAAAUGCUUCGCACCAUGGGAUACAAAGUUCUCUCAGAUAUCAAUGCCGUAUCAGUCGUCAUGCCCACAGCCUUGAUCGGCACUGUAUUGCUGACAUUGAGGGGAAGAGGGGUAGGCAAAGCCGAGCUGAUUCGGAGGGUUGAAUGGCUUAGCGAUCGAGUCAGAUCGAAAGGAGGCCGAGUAGCUCAUUUUGGAAAUGCGCCAACUUCUGCUGUCAUCGACCGCGGUCUUGAUGUUCUCGGCAAAGACCUUGUUGGUGUUGUCGAAGGGCUGCCAGAAAAGACUUAUUAUGCGGUAGACCGAUUUCAACUGUCGUUCUACCGCAACAUGACGAUUCACCUAUUCAUCACAGAAGCACUUGUUAGUGCUUCCAUGUAUAUCCGUGUAAAGCGCGGUGGUGGGCCUGAUAACCAGAAGAUCACAUACACCGAGCUUCGAGAUCAAGUACUGUUUUUGUCGCAGCUUUUCAGGGGUGAGUUCAUCUAUCCCACAGAUGGACUGAUUGUCAACCUGGACAACACUCUCAAAGGCUUAGAAAGCGAUAAGGUCGUUGCUCUGGAACGGGAUGCUGAGGGGAACAUUGUCUCGGUCGGAUUAGCUGAUGAAGAACGUGCUGCUGGUCGUGAGAAUUACGAUUUCUACUGUUUCCUGAUCUGGCCCUUCGUUGAGGCUUUCUGGCUUGGGGCUGUGGCAUUCAUGGGGUACACACCCCCUCUGAAUUACAAGGGAGAUGGGUGGCUGGAUGUGAAAGGGUGCCAAGAAAGUGCCCAAUUGCUGGGUAAAACUUUGUAUCAUCAGGGAGACUUAUCGUAUUUCGAAGCCGUCAAUAAGGAAACUCUCAAAAAUGCCUGGGUGCGUUUCGAAGAAGAGGGUAUAGUGGUCGUAGCCAAAAGCCGAGACCCGAAAAUCCAGCCUCGUUCCAAGCUUUCACCUGACUGGACACCGGAUCGUAAUCCCGAGACUGGCCGUCUGAUUGCUAAGGGCCGCUUGUGGGAUUUCAUAGAGAAGAUUGCGCAGUCUAGAAGAGAAGGAAAGAAUAGACGGGACGGAGCAACGGUCUCCACUAGAGUUUUGAGACACACAGAGACUAUCGCACAGAGGCUCUUUGCGCAAGAUGCUGGAGAUGUGUUAAGCGAGGAGGACAAGAAAGAACUGAGUAGGAAACAGAAGAGGAGACAGGCUCUGCAAGCCAGGGCGCAUUUGUGAUUUCAUAUUUAGGUUGUUCUUAUGAUACCAGACAUGUAAACUAAUCUAUGAGGUAGGAGCUGUCCCGUACUAGUUCAAGUUGACUACUACCUAUGCCCAAAGUUCCAAAUUUUGCUGAAUUUGUCCAGCAUUGUCUUUAGCAAGUCUCUAUGUACACAAGCUGUCUCUCUCUUUCCACAUGCAACCAUUAGCUAGUCACAAUUCCAUACCGCUGAUACGGGAAAUCUUCCAGAGUUUUCAGCCGCUCAGCCCAUCCAUCACCUACCUCCCCUACUAAGUGCAUGUCAACAUCCCCAGCUUCUCCAGUUCUCCCAGCCAAGACCUCUGGUUCCCUGUCUUGAAACUCAAUAAAUAGCUCAGGAUGAGGCACCCAUACAACUCUCAUGCCAGCUCUCCUCCCCGAUUCUACGCCGGGCACAGAAUCCUCAAACACAAGACAUUCUUCGGGGAGAAUUUCCUUCUCACCCUCUGGAAGCGUCUCAUUAAUAACUUUCAACGCUAGAAUGUAGAUAUCCGGACUUGGUUUGCCUCUUCCUCUGGGAAUCCUCGUGUCGUCUCCUAGAAUCCUUCGUUCAGUCUGGAAGACUGUGAAGAGACUAUCUUGAAGGUGUGCCGUCUUGAGAUCGAAUGCCCAUUUGUGGGAGCUUGUUGCUAGGGCUAUAUGAACUUUAUCUUUACUGGUUGUCUGGGCAGCUGCUAGUUUUGACAGUAGAGUCUCGACGCCUGCGAGUGGUUUGCAGGUUGGGAAGUGCUCAUGCUGUAACACGCGGACUUCAGACAUAUAUUGUUCUCGGGAUACGGGAAGUUGUGCCCCUAUGAAGUAGGUACUUUAGCAAUUGCAGUUUGCCGAGGAUGAGGUAUUUGAGAAGCGGGUGAGCUGUGUUCAGGAUGUCAUGGGACAUUCGAAGAGACCAGUCCUAGCUCGCUUGCGACGUACAUUCAUGGAGGACAUCUCCAGCUGCUUGGCCAGCUCGUCCUUGCAUCUUUGCCUUUCUGGAUACUGUUAGUAGAUUUAUUCUCAAGCUGAAAAUGCGAGGUAUGCACAUCGACCAAGGAAUAUCUGGCUUGCCAUAUUUGUUCAGAACGGCGUUGGUGGCUAACGUAUACUUUUCUUCCGAGUCAAUCAAAAGCCCAUCCAUGUCAAACAAACAUGCCCGAACAGGCGGAAGACUGUACAAAUCUGUUAGGAGCAGUGUCUCAUAAAAAUACGGUGUACAUGAGUAGGUGAACAGCUUACUCCCUUUUUGCUGUUGCCAUAAUAAGUUCUUGCUUGAG